Molecule: messenger RNA, 6060 nt
Organism: Symbiodinium natans
Lineage: Eukaryota; Dinophyceae; Suessiales; Symbiodiniaceae
Source: the annotation of a GenBank genome assembly
AUGAUGACUCGCCGUGAGCGCUGGCAGCUCCUGUGCCCAAGACAUGUGUGGCUGGUGCUUGCGUCGGUUGCAUGUCAGUGCCAUCCAGCACAAGCUGGAAGGCUUGAGGUGAACAGAUUUAAUGUGCCCGGAACCAUUGAGGGCUGUUGGGAAACCCUCCGUUUCGUGGAGGCGUUUGAGGAGGCUCCUGUUGUAGUGGCCCUGAGCACCAUGCAGGGGACGACGCCGGCCAAGGUUCGUUUGAGGGCCAUCACAAAUCACUCCUUCCAGACUUGCAUCACAGAGCCAAUGCCCGAGAACGGUGGUCACUCAGAAAUGUCGAUCACGUUCAUGAUGGCAUCUCCCGGUGUACACAUGCUGCCGGAUGGCCGAGUCUUCGAAGCAGGCAUUGUGGAAACGACGCAGCGGCAGGGUGCUACUUGCAGGCCCUUGGACUUCCCCAACAAGGGUUGGGAAGAGCUUGCUUUUGCUCAUUCUUUUUCAGAGGUUCCAGCGGUACUGACUGACCUUCAAACAGCAAACAACGAAGUAUCUAAUCAACCAUCAGCACCUUGGCUUGUGGUUGGCGUCUCUUCUUUGACAUCGUCUUCAAUGCGUGUGGCCUUGGAUUCUGUCAAGGCCUUCGAUGGCCAGGUCAACGUGCCAGAGCAGAUCGGCUACAUCGCGUUUGAUACUCAGGCCAGCACGACACAGAUCCAGGCUCCGGCAGAGAGAGUCUGCCAAGUGGGCCAGGAGAUAUUGAUCCGCAGUUGGCAGGGGCUGUUUUUGCAAGACCAGGCUGGUGUGCUUCAGGUGGCUUCGAGUAGGGACUCCUCGGCUCGGUGGACUACCAGCCUGUCCAACAGCAAGGUCAUCUUCACCAGCCAUCGGUCCUUUCAUCUGUCAGAGAGCGCUGCCCCUGAGCCAGUCCUUGCAGGAAUUGCACAGGAAUGGACAAUUGAAAGGGCUGAUGGUGGCCAGGUGUUCCUUCUCAGCCAGACCGAUCAUGUGCUGAUGACAAGCGCCGAUGGCACAUUGGAUUUGCGUAGCACUACGAGCGACUAUUCAUGGCUACAGAAUAAGAAGUGGAUGUUGUUUGAUGCUUCUACCGAGGAGGCUUGCCAUGGAAUAUCCGCGGAGCCCGCAGCCGUGCGCACGAUCCCCUACACCGUCGUGCGGUCUGACCUAGUGGGUUCCAUGGGCUGGGAGGAUGCCAAUAAAGGGCAGCUGUUCACGUUUUCGGGGGAGCUGAGCAGCAACCCGCUUGUAUUGGCAAGCCUGGUCACGAGAAUGGGAUCCGAUGGUGGAUGGCUUCGGCUUGACCUGGACAAGUUGUCCAGUUCUGGUGCUCACUUGGUGCUGGAAGAGAAUACAUACACAGCCGCCGAACUGACGAUGGCCAUGUUGCUCUCGCCGGGACCACUGGCUGCAACCUUCGCUGAGACCAAUGGGAGUGUGGGUUGGUUCGGGCUCGGGGGGCUCAACGCCACCGACUUUGUGGACCCCAGUCUGCAAGCUUUCCGUGACAACACAUUCUUGGAGUUUGACCUCCUCUGCAACACGGCCAACUGCCUUCAGGCAUUGCACCUUGGAAACUUCGAAGCCUCCGUGGAAGCAGGUUGCAUGGUGGCCGAGAUCCAAACUCGCUAUGUCUUGACCCUGGGCCAGUCACAGACGGUCCAGGUGCCCUUGGAAGGGAAUCAGGACGUGUCGUGUGGCAGCGUCCGAUGGGAUGCCCUUGAGACCCUGGAGCUCUUGUCCAAUUCCUCAGGCAACGUGGACUGGGAAGUGCGGAACUUGUACCUCAAGCUGCAGAGGUCCGCUUGCACAGAUGACAGGGUGCAUAGCACAGGAGAGAGCGUGGCCAUGGUUGCUUUUGGCGAAGCCUUCAACAUGGAUGUAGAUUCCACCAGCACAAGCUCUUCAACUACAAGUUCGAGCUCGACGUCAGGCACGGCAACCACCACCACAAGCACGAGCUCAAGCACCGCCACGCAUAGCACUUCCACAACUACAAGAUCCAGUAGCAGCAGCUCGAGCACAAGCACAAGCAGCAGUAGCAGCAGCAGUAGCGCUAGCAGCAGCAGCUCAAGUAGCUCCAGCAGCAGCAGUACCAGUAGCGCUAGCAGCAGCAGUACCAGCAGCGCCAGUAGCAGCAGCACCAGCAGCAGCAGCACCACCACCAGCAGCAGCACCAGCAGCAGUUCGAGUGUAAGCACGACUAGUUGCACCGGCACGCGCACAAGCAGCAGCACACAAAGCAGCACAAGCUCCAGGACGCACACCAGCACAAGCUCGACUGCAAGCUCCACUACAAGCUCAAGUUCGCGUACCACCCACAGCACAACCAGCUCAACGUCUAGUACCACAAGUACAAGCACCCCAAGCACAACCUCAACAAGAAGCCUCACUUCAACAAGCUCAGGUACAUCCACAAGCUCAAGAUCACACACGGCAACCACCUCAAGCACGAGCAGUAGGAGCACGACAAGCAGCACGCUUUCAACGACUUGGUCCACAAGCACGCUGACGGCCGCCAGCAUUGGAGCUGCUAUCACCAACGAGUUGCAGCGCAGCACCAACUCGCUUCUAAGUCAGCUGACGAACUUGGCGAACUCGACAGCAACAGCGGCAGAAACGACACACCUUGGCACUAUGGUUGCUGUUCAGUUAUCUGGCCCCCCUGCCAACCAGAGCUUUCUGGCGGCUGUGGUUGAUGAUAGCCCAGCAGCUGCCGUGCUACCUUCGGAGGUUCUGGAUAUCGGGUUGGACGUGGCGCUGGUCCUGACGACCUUCGACGGGCCCGGCGCCGAGAGCCUUGGCUCCGGCCAGAAGAUGCGGUCGGCGACCGACCGGCCCAUAGAGGCCGCCCUGCCAGCCGUGGACAUCUCCAUCGUGGACACACAGUCCUUGGGUGCCGUGGAGGUGCAGGUCAGCACCCCGAUCUAUGUGCGAAUCGCAGCGGUCGCACCAAACCCCGAGUGGAUCUGCGCCUACCUGGAUGGCGACGCCUGGUCAACAGAGGGUGUUCGCCUCGCGACACGAGCAGAACUGGAGGUGGCUUUUGGCACCUCCAUGGACAUUUCCGGGGUGUGGUGUGCAACGCUGCACCUGUCCAUCUUCGGUGCCUUCAUCGACAUCCUGCUGGACUGCACGAACGCCAACAUGCUGUCCCAGGAAGGCCUGAAGGAAAUCCUCGAGCGCAACGGCUGGUGGUUCCGGCCCCCAGCCCUGGGCCUUUGGCUGCUGCUGGCCGUUUCGCUGCUGCUCAUUACCCUGGGUGCGCUUGGCGAUGCCCGGGUGUACCGGUCGGGGCUCUGGCGCGACGAGUACUUCCUGACGGACCUGCCCCCCGUGUCGCGGAAAUCUUGGCUGUCGGCAUGCAAAGGUUGUAUGCCCAGCAUGCCCUGGCUUCUACGACGGGACAAGCCUGAAGACUCUGACCCGGAGGCUGAGAUCGAAGUGCGAGUACCAAGCUCUCCGCAAGAGCCGGUGCAGGCUCAGACAGGGCGCCGGCCUUCGCAGAGCAGUCUUCAUUCGAUCUUCUCACAGCUGUCCUGGCUUCGAGACGGCCUACCGGAUUCUCAGAAGCUGCAAAUGAGGCAGGAAAUGCUUCAGCGACUGAGGCCAAAUCUGGCUUCGAGCAUGCAGGAACGCGUGAUAUGUCGCAACACCUUGUCGGAGGUCGCCCGCCAACACAACAUACACGCCAGCUCCAUCCAAACCCAUAUUUGGGGUCGGAGUGGCUGGGUUCAGGGCAGCCUUGCCCUGCAGCGUUCACCACAACUGAAAAUGCUUGCCAGGGAGCUGGCAGAGACGUUGCCAAGGACGUUUGUGAAUGUCCACACGUCUCGCGCGAGUCGGCUCUGGGCGGCCAUGCUGGCCUCGCACCCAGUCUACGAGCUCUGGAUGUGCGAUCUGCACAUGACGGCAGCCAAGAGGGCCAAGAUAAUGAUGGAUUGCAUGGUGGGAUCCCUCGCCUUUGUUGCUCUGUUCUUCUCCGUUGAUGGCACAGCUGUGGCGGCCAGAAGCCCCGCUGAGUGCCCCAUCGAGCAGGGCACGUUCUUAUGGUACACCUUCGUUGCCAUGCUCUCCGUGCUCCUGAACUUCGUACCUCGCAGCUUCGAAGUCUACCUGGCACAGCGCGGCUUCGUGCAAGAGAGCCGCGUCAGCCGACGCUGGCAGCUGCGGAGAAGGCGCUGCAAAGAUGUCGGCUUCUGGGCUUUCAGCCUCUGCCUUUCUGGCCUGCACCUUCUGGUGGUGUGCGCCUUUCUGGCCAACCUGGCUGAGGUUGAUGAGUCAAAGUGGCUCUUCGCCUUCGCUGUGGUGCUGCUGAGAAAGCUGGUCGUGGUGCCGCUGCUGGCCUGCUUCUUCUCAGGCCUUGGUAUGGAGCUCACGUCCUGUGGCCGCCAAGAGAUCUCAGCGCCCAAGAAGCUGGGGUUAGAUCUGCAGCUCGAUGGUGAAAGCGGUGCCAACAUCACGCCUGCAGCAGAUGGACAGGUGUGGCUUGACAAAGUGCAGGAGCUGGCACAUCGCGGCAUUACAACUCGACAACUGCUCGGCUUCUAUGCGGAUCUUGGGGGAGAGAUGAUGAAGCACUUCGACCCCGAUCGUUCUACCACACACGACGUCGUAAGGCAGGCCAUCAUUCCAGAAUCGCUUCAGAUUAAAGAUGUGCGCAGCUUCAUGGUUCGGGUGCACCGGGCAACAGGUCUGGCCGCCCUUGACCUGCUAUCUGCUUCAGACCCAUAUUGUGUGGUGUCGGUGCAAGGGUCGAGGUUUCUGAAGCCUUGGAAGGGUGGCGGGCGCACGGCGCACAUCACAGAUGACCAAAAUCCAGUCUGGGAGGAGGCCUUCGUGGUUCAGGACGUCCUACACCAAGAGGUGUUGCACUUCAGUCUUUGGGAUCACGAUUUCGCUUCAAAAGAUGAUCCGCUCGGCAAUGCCUCUCUGCAAGUUUCCAGGUGUUGGCAUGGACUAAGCGAAGUCUUGGAGCUCCGGGAUGCUCCAAAAGAAGGAGGAAAACUUUAUAUCUCCAUCACGGCCUACGCGACUUCGGAAGAAGCCCAGGCUGCGUGGCAGAUGCAGCCAUCCGGGCAGGUCCUUCGCCUCACCUCCCGGUCGCCUUCAAAAGAUAGCCGAGAUGAUACCAACCUUUCGGACACGAGCGAGGGCGUUCGAGGCAGCAUACGUCCGCAGAAGCUGGUCGUGUCUGCGUCGCAGGGUGUGCUCGGCCAAGACCUCACGGACGGCGAAAGCAGGAAGAAAGGACAAGAGGGAAACGAGCAAGCGCCGACUGGAGGGUAUGCGUAUGCUGCUGUAGUGAACAAUGGGCAGCCUUUUUUGGCACAGAAGAUGGUAACCCACUCCUGGCGGAACACAUUUACCCACUUGCUCGCUGCGAUCUUCGCGGAUGCGCUGGAUGUGGAGAAGUAUGAUGAGAUUGCACGGCUCCUGGUGCAACGCGAGUUUGGGAAACUGACAGAUGCCCUCCAAAGGAAAUCAGCACUCGACGUUCGCUACUGGGUGUGUGCAUUUUCUGUGAACCAGCAUGCUGGAAUUUGCGCGACCCCGCCGCAGACGGACUCGACCGGUCACAGAAUAGCGCCCUGCAGUUGCACCACGCCGAAGCAUUUCUCCGGCGAUCUCAGCGAGAUGAACAAGUUCGACGAUAUGAUGGCUUACCUGAAGAGAUCCUUGCGCGAGCAGGGCCAGGGCCGAUUGGAGCAAGUGGUUGCCCUGGAGACAGACUUUGGUUUGCUCACCCGCGUGUGGUGUGUGGCAGAGCUAGUCGAAGCUCACGAACUCCACUUGCAGCAGGCGGUGAAGAUGCACUCGGCGGCUUCUCGGGAUCUUUGCUUCGACCGGCUCGUGGAGCUGGACGUGCGGAGCGCGGAGGCAUCCUAUCCGGCGGACAAGGAGCUGGUUCUGAGCAAGAUCCACAAUGUGGAGGAUUUUAAUUUGUGCCUCCAAGAUCUCAUGUUGCAUCGCUUGGAGUCGUUCCUUCAGACUAGCCGAGCACGCACUGCUGCGGACCUUUGUGAUGAAGUUGUCCUCGCAGUGGUCAACGUGGCCAUCUAA